AAAAUGCAUCUGGCAAUCAAAAGUGAGAAAAGUGUAAAUAAAUAAAUCACUAUUUUAACAGCUGUUGAUUGUUCUGGAGAGCCGAAUCUAAUUUUAAAAAUAAAAUGAGUUUCUCACGAAGUGAUACAAUGAUUAAGUUCAACAUCUGUAUUGAAUUCUUAUUUUUCCAAACUUAAGAAUCCAGAUUUUUGUGGCAAAUAAGAUUACUUUGUAAAAUUACUCUUAUUCAAAAUGGUGUCUAGUCGCAAGUUGAUGAUUAUUUCUGGUUUAAUAUUUUUGGUUUGGGUUGGUGUAGGAAUUCUUAUGUAUACAUCUCCUUCCAUGAAACUUCCAUCAGAUGAUCAGAAUCUAAUUAUGUCAGAAGAAGUUGUGAAAUGCAAGACAUAUGGCCAAAAACUGAGUCCAGAUUUUUGGAAACAUGUUGACUUACAGAGAGAUAUUCCAAGUUCUGUGAACAAAACUGUACCUCAAAUUGCUGUACAUUCUGAUUUUGCCACUAUACAGAAUACAAAAAUACACUAUCUCUACGCUGUUCAUCCAAAUCCUGCUAUGAAGAAGGAUGUGUCAGUUUUAUUACUUCACGGCCAAGCAUUUACAUCUGAUAUUUGGAGAAAACUUAAUACCAUUCAAAAUAUUGCUGCAUUUGGUUUUCAUCCUGUUGCCAUUGAUUUACCAAAAUAUGGUAAGAGUCCAGCCAUUGAAAACCUGAACAGAGGGGAGUUUUUGGACAGUGUCAUCAAAACACUGAACCUGAAGAAUCCCGUGAUCAUUAGUCCGAGCAUGAGUGGUUCCUUCUCAUUGCCGUAUCUCUUGGAACAUUCUGACAAACUUGCUGGAUUUGUACCAGUUGCACCUGUGGGUAUAAACAUUCUGGACAAAAGUUCAUGCAAAAAUGGUGAAAAUGUGUACAAAACAUCUUUGAGUGAAGACUGUGAAAGAAUUAAAGGUUACUUGAAAAAACAACCUCCAGAUUUGAGUUGUAUAAAGGUACCAACUUUAGUUGUAUUUGGUGAGAAAGAUCGAGGAGAAAAUUCUGCUAAGUUGUGUUUUUUGCCAAAUAGUCAAGGAGCUGAAAUUCCAAACGGCAGUCACACUGCUUACAAGAGCGAUCCUGAACUGUGGCAUAAGUUACUUUACAACUUUCUUUCUGUGAUAAAUGAAACAUUAAAGUGUAAAUAAUGUUAUUACAUGUUCCAUGUUAGUAUGGAUUUAAUAUUAUGUGAUUUUUGCACAUUUUGCUUUUGCACUUUGGAGUUAAUACAUGUAUAUUGUUAACAGAUCUUUUGUAAGAUAUAUUAUGAAGUUUUUCUCAUAAUAUGUAUUGCAUUUAACUAUAGCACUUUUCUAUUUUCAUUUUUAUGUUGCACUUUUAGUUUUUAAAGCAUGUUUUGAAUUGAAAUACAGAAAAUGCCUGAUUAUCAAGAGAACUGUGUGGGGUGACAGCAGAAAAUUGGCCUAUUCUGCAGUUAAUCCACUAAAUGGUCAUAAGAUUUUCAUUCUUAUAUGUUUGAUCUGAUUAAGUUAGUUUCCCUAUUAUUUGUAAUUGGUGUUUUGCCAAGGCAAAAAAGAACAUUAUUUUCCAAAAAAAUGAAGAAAGAUAAUGAGAUAUAUAUUUAAAUACCAUAGAAUACAGACUCAUGAAGACAGAAUAUCCUAAGGCAGAAUCUGAUCAUAUGUAUAAAAUAUUCUGGAGCAGAAUCUCACAUGAAGAAAAUACUCAUAGAUAGAGCAGAUUCUAGGGAAAAAAAUGAAAAAUGAAUAUAAAGCUUGCAUUAAUCAAAACCGAAAUGUACUGUCUCUCUAAUUAAAGAACUCUCCUUGCCAUUUGUCUGGAACAACUAUCAUUGACAAUACUUAUAAAGUUUGACUGGCCGGCAAAAUAUCCUAAGGCAAAAUCUAAUUAUAUCUGUAAAAUAUUCUGGGGCAGAAUCUCACAUGAAGAAAAUAGAUGGAGUAGAUUUGAAAGAAAAAAAAAGAAAAAGAAAUAAAUAUAAAGCUUGCAUGAAUCAAAACAGAAAUGUACUGCCUCUCUAACUAAAGAACUCUCCUCAUUUCUCUAGAACGUUUAUCAUUGACAAUAGUUAUCAAAUUAGACUGUUAAAAAUAGGGGAUAGCAGUAAACAUUUUGGACAAGUUAUAAUGUGGGUCAGUGAAAAAAAGUAACAUAAGCUUCCCGGAAGAGUUCAUUGGUUAAUUGGGCAAUAUUUAGAUAAUCAUGACAGUUUUCUGAAAAUGAUGUUAUAAACCUAAAUUUUCUUGUCUUACUUUAUCUCCCUUCUGCAGAGAAGUUGGUAAUUCAUUAGAUGCUUGGAAGUCAUGCUUAUCUUUCUUCUCUUCAAUAAUGCAUGGGCAAAACAGAGAAGAACUAAAAUUAUUCCCUGUUCCAAUAACUGUGAAAUUUUCAUGCGACCUAAAAUCCCUUUAGAGUUGUUUGGUCUUUAGUUCACAGGACUAUUGAUUAUUGUUUCAUGAUGCUCAGAGUCAUUAAACUAAAGUGGUCUUGGACCAACAGAUUAUCGUUAAUUUUAAUCUCUGCUAAUAAAGUUUUUAAAAUUUACUUAACUAUUUGGUGCAUGCAAAAUUUUGUAAAAUCAGACCACAUGUACAUCACAAGAGAAAUGACCAGGAGUUUACGGUGUAGUAAGUGUACAUGAACAUAUAUAUAAAAAAUGUGAUGCAAUAGUUUUAAAUGUUUUUAAUGCAAAUUAAAUGAAUUUCAUUUUUUAGAACCUUUUACAAUAUUUUACAUGUUACAGCCUCAAUAUAUUGUCAACAAGCAUCCUAUCUUUGUCUUAAUUUCCCAUGAAUAACAAUAAAAAAUAAUAUAAUUGCAUUAAUAAUUAUUAAUAAUUUCACUAUCAACUUAGAUUCAUAAUAAAAAGAUAGUUUCAUAUUUGAUGGUAAAUUGGCAUAUCUGAUACAAUAUAUCAUCUAUAUUUGCCUUUUCAUAUUUUUGCCACUAAGUCUUGCAAUGUCAAAAUCUACUUAAAGAUUUUUAGUUAACAUUUUAUUAUAUUUAUCUGGAAAUUUUUUACUCAAACAUUUUAUCUUACCCCUUCUUGAUACAUUCCAUCAUUAAUAGAUAAAAUCCAUUCCAUUAAAAGAUUCAUCAUUAAUAGAUGUUGUUUUAUAUUACAAAGUUGACUUAUUUAUGUUAAAAUGUGAAAGUUAUAUUGCUGUUUAUUAAACAUGAAAAUUCUUAUGAA
Molecule: messenger RNA, 3206 nt
Organism: Parasteatoda tepidariorum (common house spider)
Lineage: Eukaryota; Metazoa; Arthropoda; Arachnida; Araneae; Theridiidae
Product: putative protein-lysine deacylase ABHD14B
Cellular component (GO): cytoplasm
Source: RefSeq, a predicted model, not a curated record